Molecule: messenger RNA, 516 nt
Organism: Hirsutella rhossiliensis
Lineage: Eukaryota; Fungi; Ascomycota; Sordariomycetes; Hypocreales; Ophiocordycipitaceae
Exons: 3
Coding region: 1-516 (171 amino acids)
Source: RefSeq, a predicted model, not a curated record
AUGCUCUUCUCCGUCGUUCCCCUCGCUCUCCUCGCCGCCGUUGGCGCCGCUGCCGACGUCGCCAAGCGCCAGGAAGGCCCCCUCUCCAACCCCAUCCAGCCCACCGCUGGCAACGGCCAGCCCGUCGUCCCUGGCUCCCCCGCUGCGGGCGUUCCCGGAGCACCUGGCGCCUCCGGCUCCGCUCCUGGCGCUGCCGCUACCCCCACUGUGCCCGUCGUCCCCGGCGCCAGCUCCGGCUCUGGCUCGCCCGCCGCCACCGUUAGCGUCAGCCCGUCAACGGGCCCUAGCGUUGCCACCAGCGCCGCCAGCCCUAACUCCAGCUCCCGAGCCUCCGAUGUCUCCUCCGACGCCUCAACCGGCACCUCGUCGCCCGCCAGCACCGCUACCCGCUCCACUUCCUCCACCAGGACCUCGUCCUCGUCGUCCGCCUCCAACCCGGCCUCGAUGCCCACCGCCUUUGCCAACAACGCCGUCGUCGGUGUCGUUGCCUUGGCUGGCCUUGCCCUUGCCAUGUAA